AUGUCGUUCAGGUGUGGAAUUCCAAUAAUCCGGCAAGAAUGCGCGGCGGUGGCGGCCGAGGGUCAUCUGUGUAGAGCAAGGUUGGUUUGUGUGCGGUGCGUCCGCACGCCGUGUUUAUGUCGAUUGCGGGCGUUGUUAUUAUUAUUGUUAUUAUCGAUCGGCAUACGUUGCUUUCAGACGAUCAGAUCUUUCGACGAUAUUUUCAAUCCGACGCCUUCUCACCUUCCGAAUCGACCAGAAAAGGCGAAUACCCUAAACACCUGUAAAAAUAUUUUACUAAUGCGUGAUUCUGAUCUCGACAGAGCCGACAGACACAUGCGCGUUACGACGGCAGUUUCUGAUCGUGUACUGUUCACCCCAAUCACCGCGAGCAGAGAAACAACAACCAAAACGUCAAUCGUCGUGCAGCAACACGUCAUAUUAUUAUGUUGUCCAUAUCGUUCAGAUUUGAUCAGAUCUCCAAUAAUGACAUCAAUUACAAGCCCCGAGAAUUGA
Molecule: messenger RNA, 495 nt
Organism: Macrosiphum euphorbiae (potato aphid)
Lineage: Eukaryota; Metazoa; Arthropoda; Insecta; Hemiptera; Aphididae
Source: the annotation of a GenBank genome assembly